AUGGCGGUCAGUUUAAAUCACAAUAUCCUGCCGUUGUUGGCGCAGUCACGGCUGAGGGAAAACCUCAGAAUUACACAAAACCGACAGAGAAACGCAGAGAGACGGUUUAAUCGUUAUGUCCGUCGGAGACGUCUCGUUUCAUCAUUGUUUUUCCGUUUUUUGCUUCGAUUUCUUCUCCGACAUCUUCCGGUUCGCCGUAUUUGGCUAAAACCCCGGUCGCAGAUAUUUUGGGAAGAGACUUGCCAAGAUUGGGAAGAAAAGGACUGGAAUGAGAAUUUCCGCAUGUCUAAAGAAGCAUUUAAUCGCCUUUGCCGAGAACUUUCGCCACAUAUCUCUAAAAGGGACACCAAUUACAGGAAAGCCAUUACAGUGCGCCAUCGAGUUGCCAUAACAUUAUGUUGGCUCGCGGACACGGCUCACUUUCGAACGAUCGGAAAUCUAUUUGGUGUCGGAAAAUCCACUGUUUGUGGUAUUGUGCGACAGGUAUGCGAGGUGAUAGUGAACGUUCUUCUUCCCAAUUAUAUAAACGUUCCCCAAAAUCAACAUGAAGUCCAAGAAAAAAUUGAAGGUUUUAAAAGUCGCGCGGGCUUUCCCCAGGUGGUUGCAGCAGUCGAUGGUUGCCAUGUCCCAGUCAUUGGACCUCGGCAAAGUCCAGAUGAUUAUGUUAACAGGAAGGGAUUCCACUCAUUAAUCCUUCAGGGGCUAGUAGAUUGUAAUUAUCUAUUUCUUGAUAUAUGUGUUGGAUGGCCGGGUAAAGUACACGACGCACGUGUCUUCAAGAACUCUCCAUUGUUUGUCUUGUGUUGUGCCAGAGCUUUUCUUCCGCUCGAUAUGUCGGUGAUGAUAUCUGGUGUACAAGUUCCUCCCCUGAUAUUAGGUGACUCAGCUUAUGCUCUCAGCAAUUGGCUGAUGAAACCAUAUAUUGAUCGUGGAAAUCUGACCCCGGAGGAACGCAGUUUCAACAUAAAACACAGCACGACUAGAGUAGUUGUUGAAAAUGCCUUUGGUCGAUUGAAGGGAAGGUUCAGAAGCAUUGGGAAGAGACUGGACUUAAAAGUUGAAAAUGCCUGCAAUGUCAUCGCAGCGUGUUGUGUUUUACAUAAUUAUUGUGAGAUGCGAAACGAGUCUUUUGAUGACCAAUGGCUCAAUGAUAUUCACAUUCAUGCUGGAGUUUGUCCAGGUGAUCCAAACCCAAGGCAGAACACAAAUGCUGUUGCAAUAAGAGAUGCAAUUAAAAGAUUCUUAAUAUAA
Messenger RNA from Pocillopora verrucosa, 1251 nucleotides. Its product is annotated as putative nuclease HARBI1. The record is from RefSeq and is a predicted model, not a curated record. Lineage: Eukaryota; Metazoa; Cnidaria; Anthozoa; Scleractinia; Pocilloporidae.